AUGGGCGUUGUUGCCGCCGCCGCCGCCGCAGCGGCAGGUGUAAUGCCUUUGCAGGUUGACCAACUGAGCAUAGGCAGCGGCGGCGGCGGUGGCGAGUCUGCGCACGGGCCAGGGCCAGCCCAGUUGCUGCAGGCGGCCGCUGUGAUGGCUGCCAACGACCCAGAACCAAUGAGCAUAUCAGCCGUGCCCGUAUCGGUCUCAGCAAUGGGAACUGCGCAUAGCGCAGCGGCUACCGCUUUUCUUUUCAAUAAUUUUGUAACUGUGGCGGCGCCAACACAUCCGUCGCCGUCGCAGCCACCACCAUUGGUUGCCAGUACGUUUGCGCCGCUGGUUAACACUGGCCUGCAAUACUUAGACAAAUCCUAAGAAGAACCUCGACUCCCUCAAUCCAGGCGCACAGCCGUCUCUCGAUACAGGUAUUAGGGCAACGGCAGCUACUAGUGUGAACUACAGUCAAUAUAUAAGGCAUUGCGAAUCGGAACAGCAGGGGGUAUAUGGAUAUAGCGUGAUGUCAGGCAAUGGAAAAACAUGUACACCCACUAGGAUAUAGUGUGUCCCUAAAAAUAAGCAAAUGUGCCGAUAAUACACACACACACACAUAUGUAUGUAAUAAUUCAUAGAACUUAAUUCCUUAAACAACAUGUUUCAAGCCGAACAUUAUUUUUACCGUUGUUGAGCUAAGGAAUCGGUAUUACAGUAAUUGUAUAUGCAAACCCAAUUUGUAUUUGUACAUAAAGUUAUAUACAUUUUUAUUAGUGUUAAAUCAUCGAAAAGCAAAUGAUUUAUGAUAUAUCGACUUAGCUAGUAUGUAUAUACAACUUUUAAAUAUAAACUACAUCAAAAACGGCCUAAUUAUUUUCAUCAAUGUAAAAGAAGUUCCCCCGUUCUCCCUUUAAAUCCCGGCACUCGUGUUACAAAAGCAAACCCUUAUUACGUAUACAUUCUAACUCGCAUAAUUAAAUAUAUAUAUAUAUAUGUAUAUAUAUAUAUAUAUCGUGAAUAUAUAUUUUUUGUACAGAUAAAGGUCAAACAGUUUUAGUUGAAAUGGAUGUUUGUAUCUAAUUUGGGGGAAAAAGGAUCAGUCGUUAGACGGAUAGUGUUAUAAUCCGUAUAAAAUAAACCGUAAUUAAAUAAUUAAUUAAGCCAACUCAAUAAUGUAUGAUAUAUAUGUACGUACCAAUAUAUAUAUUUGUAAAUGUACGCAUUCAUUUUGUAUUUUCGAUUUUGGGAUGGUUUUUUGUUCUGAAUUUUCUGAAUCAUGGAAGCCACAAUUUAUACAGAGACUGUAUUUAAACAGUUCAAUAUUGGCCCAAUAAAAUGUUUACACCAUUCCACUAAGAGUUUCUGUUGAAAAU
Molecule: messenger RNA, 1355 nt
Organism: Drosophila grimshawi
Lineage: Eukaryota; Metazoa; Arthropoda; Insecta; Diptera; Drosophilidae
Exons: 1
Coding region: 1-366 (121 amino acids)
Source: RefSeq, a predicted model, not a curated record